Octodon degus (degu) is the source of this 2379-nucleotide messenger RNA. It is a transcript of the gene Zc3h10, whose product is annotated as zinc finger CCCH-type containing 10. Lineage: Eukaryota; Metazoa; Chordata; Mammalia; Rodentia; Octodontidae. Gene Ontology annotation, molecular function: metal ion binding. The record is from RefSeq and is a predicted model, not a curated record. The transcript has 4 exons. The coding region runs from base 291 to 1598 and encodes 435 amino acids.
CGGAAGGGCCACAGGGUGGGCGGCUCUUUGUCGAAGCUAGAGGACCGGCAGGCGGCAGCAGCAACUACGGCGGCGGCGGCAGAACCCAGCAGUGAUGUGGAGGUGGAGACCCACAGGAGCCCGGGACUUCACCUGAGCUACCUCAGCCUAUCAUCAUUUGUGAAAUGAAAUGGCUCCUUCCCAACUCCCUCCCUCCACCAGCUAGCAAGUGUGAAUCAUUCUAACCAAGACCAGCAGUCACCAAGAGUGGCAAGAAAAGGAAGAAGGCCCCGAGUAGGGGGGGGACCAGGAUGCCUGACCGGGACGGCUAUGCCAACGGCACCGGGAGCAAUGGUGGAGGCCCUGGCGGUGGUGGCAGUGAAGAGGCCAGUGGCGCAGGGGCAGGCAGUGGUACAGCCAGCUCAGAUGCCAUCUGUAGAGACUUCCUAAGGAAUGUGUGCAAGCGAGGCAAGCGCUGUCGAUAUCGCCACCCAGACAUGAGUGAAGUGUCCAACUUAGGGGUAAGCAAAAAUGAAUUCAUCUUCUGCCAUGACUUCCAGAACAAGGAGUGUAGCCGCCCAAACUGCCGUUUCAUCCAUGGCUCGAAGGAGGAUGAAGAUGGCUAUAAGAAGACAGGAGAGCUUCCCCCUCGGUUGAGGCAGAAAGUGGCAGCUGGCCUGGGCCUUUCACCAGCUGAUCUACCAAAUGGCAAGGAAGAGGUUCCUAUCUGCCGGGACUUCCUCAAGGGCGACUGUCAGAGAGGAGCCAAGUGCAAGUUCCGUCACCUGCAGCGGGAUUUUGAGUUUGAUGCUCGGGGUGGAGGAGGCACUGGUGGUGGGGGCUCAACAGGCUCCCUACCUCCAGGACGUCGUCAUGAUCUCUAUGAUAUCUAUGACCUUCCUGACAGGGGCUUUGAGGACCAUGAGCCAGGCCCCAAGCGUCGGCGAGGUGGCUGUUGCCCUCCUGAUGGCCCUCACUUUGAAUCAUAUGAAUAUAGCUUGGCUCCACCCCGAGGGGUAGAGUGCAGACUGCUAGAGGAGGAGAAUGCAAUGCUCAGGAAGCGCGUGGAGGAGUUAAAGAAGCAGGUCAGCAACUUGUUAGCCACCAAUGAGGUACUUCUGGAGCAGAAUGCCCAGUUCCGAAAUCAAGCCAAGGUCAUGACCCUUAGCUCCACUGCACCAGCAACUGAGCAGACUCUGGCACCCACUGUGGGCACUGUUGCCACUUUUAACCAUGGCAUUGCCCAGACUCACACUACUCUCAGCAGCCAGGCCCUACAGCCCCGUCCUGUGUCCCAGCAAGAACUGGUGGCCCCUGCUGGAGCUCCAGCUGCUCCCCCAACUAAUGCUGCUCCUCCUGCUGCCCCACCGCCCCCACCCCCACACUUGAACCCAGAGAUUGCGCCAUUGUCAGCUGCUCUGGCACAAACAAUCGCCCAGGGAAUGGCACCUCCACCUGUCUCCAUGGCUCCUGUGGCUGUAUCUGUGGCUCCUGUGGCUCCAGUGGCUGUAUCGAUGGCCCAACCCUUGGCAGGAAUCACAAUGAGCCAUACCACCACUCCUAUGGUGACUUACCCCAUUGCUUCCCAGAGCAUGCGCAUCACUGCCAUGCCACACUGAUCAGGCUAAUGGACACUCCCCUGGUAUGGCCUCUCAGGGCUGGGUCUAGGGGCCCCUACCCCGCCCUUAGUCCUCCUGGGUCAUGCCUGAAGGGCUCUCUCAAGAACCAGGAUGAGAGACAAUAAGGAGUGUGCUUCUGAGGAGUAUUUCUUGAGGUGGGGUUGGGCUGUUAUGUUCUCUCACCUCCCUUUUAAGAGGGCCUCAUGUCUUCAUGCCUAACUUGAGGGGGCUUGCAUAGGGGUACAGACUGAAGCUAUGAGAGGGAGGACUGACUGAGGGCCUGCGUUUUAUGGGAAGUUGGGAACCUCCCUGGUCUUGUCCUUUCUUGAGAACAGCACAAGUUGUGGCACUGAUUUUGGAAGAAAAAAAAUGCCCACCAAGAAAGAGUCAGGAAAGAUUGAGAAGUGGGUAGCCAGGAGAGAGGUCUCAGACAUCUUCAAAUCACUUGGGGCCCACUUGGGUUGGAUAAUACAGUAACUGCUCUGGAGCCCUCGGGAAGGCCGGGACCAUAGUACUCCAGCCUGAAGACUAGAGGGGCAUUCAUUUACCUAGCUUAGCCUGGAAAUCUGUAGGGCAGGGCCCACUACUUUCCAAAGAAAUAAAAGAAUUAUUUUUAACAAAUGGAGGCAGUGCAAACUUGCUUAGAUACUGUGUGUGGAAGAUGGGAGCAUAAAGUAGAUCUCAUGCCAAAAUGGAGUGAAACCCCAUACAUGUAGCUUGGGUAAGACUGAUGGAGAGUAGAACCCAGAACGAAACUAGAGGGGCCAGGGAGAUAGUUCAG